Molecule: messenger RNA, 3038 nt
Organism: Cryptococcus amylolentus CBS 6039
Lineage: Eukaryota; Fungi; Basidiomycota; Tremellomycetes; Tremellales; Cryptococcaceae
Product: N-acetyl-gamma-glutamyl-phosphate reductase, variant
Exons: 8
Coding region: 18-2117 (699 amino acids)
Biological process (GO): L-arginine biosynthetic process
Cellular component (GO): mitochondrial matrix; mitochondrion; cytoplasm
Molecular function (GO): L-glutamate N-acetyltransferase activity, acting on acetyl-CoA as donor; NAD binding; acetylglutamate kinase activity
Source: RefSeq, a predicted model, not a curated record
GCUUCUCCCCAUCCACCAUGCUCCGCCGCACCCUCCCCCGCUCAGCCCUCCCUCGCCCCAGGCUCCCCGCGGCCAGGGCAUUCACAAAACCCUCCGCCCCCGCUGCCGCCUCCACCCAGCUCGCCAGCUCCUCCAGGUCUGAUAGCAACGUCCUCUUUGAGUUUGACGCCCAUAAGGUCGGCAAUGAGAUCCGGAAGAGGGGUCUCGCCAACGCCCAGCGAGAAGGUGGUAUGGACCGUGACACUAUCAUCCGAUUGCUCUACUCUCUUGGUUCCAGGCAUGAAGUUGAGCGAUACCUCCGCAUCUUCACCCAAUCCAACUCUUCCGCCGGCGGCGUCUUGCCUGAAGCUAAAUUUGCUGUCCUCAAGAUCGGCGGCGCUAUCCUCACCAACGAGAUUGACGACCUUGCCCUCUCUCUCUCUUUCUUGAACAGGCUCGGUCUGUUCCCUGUCGUACUCCACGGUGCUGGACCCCAACUGAACGAGAUUCUCGAGGCUGAGGGUGUCAUCCCCGACUAUGAGGACGGUAUCCGAAUCACUGACGCCAAGACGCUUGCCGUGGCUCGCCGCGUCUUCCUCCAGGAAAACCUCAAGCUCACUACUGCCCUUGAGCGACUCGGUACCCGCGCCCGACCCAUUCCCACUGGCGUCUUUACCGCCGACUACCUCGACAAGGCCAAAUACGGUCUCGUCGGCAAGAUCACCAGGGUCGACAAGGCCCCCAUCGAGGCUGCUAUCAAGGCUGGAUGCUUGCCCAUCUUGACCAGUUUGGCCGAGAACGCCGAGGGUCAAAUCCUCAAUGUCAACGCUGAUGUGGCUGCUGGUGAACUUGCCCGUGUUCUCGAGCCCAUGAAGAUCGUCUACCUCAACGAGAAGGGGGGUAUCUUCCACGGUGUCACCGGCAAGAAAAUAUCUACCAUCAACCUCGACGAGGAAUACGACGGUCUCAUGAAGGAGUCUUGGGUCAAGUUUGGCACCAAGCUCAAGAUCCGAGAGAUCAAGGAGCUCCUCGACACCCUUCCACGAACUUCAUCCGUUGCCAUCAUCUCCACCGACAUGCUUCAAAAGGAGCUCUUUACCGAUGCUGGUGCGGGUACCCUCAUUAGGCGAGGCUACAAGCUGUACAAGCAGCCUUCUGUGGAGGCUGUCGGUAGCAGCCAGCUCCGCCAGGUCUUUACUGAACGUGACCCCGAGGUCCAAAGCGGCCGAAAGUCUGUUGCCGAAAUCUUCUCCAACCUCAAGGAGACUCCUCACACCAUUUACGGUGACGAGCCCUUUGACGUCGUUGCCGUUGUUUCUCAUCCCGAGGGCGAGACCCCCGUCAUGACCAAGUUCCUUCCUUCCCGAAACGGCAUCCUCAACAAGAUUGUGGACAAUGUCUUUGAUGCCGUCAAGAAGGACCACAAGCGCCUCUUCUGGACCGCCAAGGCCGAUGACGAGAACCGCGCCUGGCACUUUGAGCGAGCUGACGGCUCCUUCACCCGGGCUGGCAGGAGUUUGUUCUGGUACGGCGUCAGCGACGUCAAGGAGGUCGAGAGAAUCAUCCAGGGUUUUGAGGAGAACGGCAGGAUUGAGCGAGUCUUCCUCCCUGUCGGUCCCAGUGUCCCUCCCCACCGUCGAGCUGCUGGCGCCCCCGCUGGUACUCGAGCCUUCUCCACCUCUGCUCGUCCCUCUAUGACUUCCAACUCUGCCGCCGCCCAGAGCGCUCGAGGCUACGCCACCGUUUCCGAGGUUGCUCCCCGAAAGCGAGUUGCCCUUAUCGGUGCUCGAGGUUACACUGGCCAGAACCUCGUGUCCUUGAUCGACAGCCACCCUCACCUUGACCUCACCCACGUCUCUUCUCGAGAACUUGCUGGUCUUCCCUUGAAGGACUACUCCAAGUCCCCUGUCAAGUACUCCAACCUCUCUGUGGAGGAUGUUGGCAAGAUGGCCGAAAACAACGAGGUUGAUGCUUGGGUCAUGGCUCUGCCCAACGGUGUUUGCAAGCCCUUUGUGGAUGCCGUCGACAAGGCGGUGGCUAAGGGUGGCAAGAGCGUCAUUGUCGACUUGAGCGCCGACUACAGAUUUGAAGACAGCUGGACAUACGGAUUGCCUGGUGAGAAGGCCCUUUCUUUAUAGGGUCAAGGAGAGGAGGAACAUUUGUCGACUUGUCUAUACACAGAUACGACCUAGUUUACCCUACUCCUUAGACCCUAAGUAUCAACUAGAACCAAGAAUGCAAAGCUAAGACAUUGAAUGUUUAUAGAACUCUACGGUCGAGAACAGAUCCGGGGAGCCACCAGGGUUUCCAACCCCGGUUGUUACGCCACCAACACACAGCUCCUUCUCGCCCCUUUGAUGCCCCAUCUUGACCCCAUCCAGAGGCCCUCAGUCUUUGGUAUCUCUGGUUUCUCUGGAGCCGGUACCAAAAGCGGCGAAAAGGACGCCGAGGGUAGGCCCAAGACUGUCCCCAAAAUCUCUGCCGAGGACCUCAAAGGUGCUAUCCGACCCUACGCCCUCACCGACCACAUUCACGAGCGUGAAGCUUCCCGCCACCUCUCCUCCAUCAUCCCUUCUUCGUCUUCCAUCACUCCUUCCGACUUUUCCCUCGGCUUCAUCCCCAAUGUCGCCCCCUGGUUCUCCGGUAUCAUCUCUGUCCUCACCGCCCCUCUCGCAAAGUCUAUGCGAGCUUCCGACAUUUCCCAGCUCUACGAGGAAAUGUACAAGGGAGAGCAGUUGAUCCAGGUUGCCAAGGGUGUUCCUGAUGUGAAUGAUGCUAUGGGCAAGCAUGGAUGGAGGGUAGGUGGUGUCCAGGUGCACAGCAGUGGCAAGAGGGUCGUUGUGGUUGGAGCUUUGGACAACUUGCUCAAGGGUGCCGCCACUCAGGCCAUGCAGAACUUGAAUCUUGCCCUCGGGUAUGAUGAGCUUGCUGGUAUUCCCAAAGACAAGCUCUAAGAUUGAGUACGAUUCAUCUGUUUGGGACAACAGGGACCAUCACAGCCACAGGUGUGCGGUGACCGUAAAGUAGAGCACGAUGCGUAGUUGCAAUGCAUUCGGCAG